AUGUGUACUGGAAUAACUGGUUCACACUGUCGGUAUCGCUUUUCCACCCUCUUAUUUCCUUGCGUGUGUUUGCCGUUGUGGAUCCAGGGACGUGUAUUCGUCAAAAGUCUAACAGGUAGAGGGGAAGGCGCAUACAGGUGCGUUCGUAUCAUUGGCGUUUUAACAUUUUUGCUUUUUGUUCGUUUUCCUAGGUUUGUUAGCGGAAUGAAAACAAACAACUUGGAGCGUCGCAGACAGAUCCGGCAACAACUUCGUGCCUUCUACGGCGAUAAUUUAACGGCGAAGGAUGAACCCGUAACCCGUGAGAGCGGCGAACCGGAUCACAGCAGUGUCAGUAUGAACACACGAGUAAAUAGUAUCCCGCCAGGGUUGGACAUGGACUCCGAUUCCUUCGACGUGGGGGAGUAUACCACGGAGCUGUUCCGCGUUAAGUCUCUUAAAGGUGUUGUAGAGACGGAUGCUUGGCUUGCGCGUACCGCCAGCCGUCUGGAGACGGAGCUGCGUGAACUCGUUUACCGCAACUAUUCCAAGUUUAUUUCGGCAACCGACACGAUACGAGAGAUAAGAUCUGAUGUCACGGAAAUGGGUGGCAGGCUUCACGCCCUAUCAGGAAAUGUGGAAAAUAUUGACGAUGUGUCGAAGGACGUGAGCGGGAAACUUCAGGAACACCGAAGUCGCAUUGAGAAGGUGAUCACAAAACACCGGAUGCUCCGGAAGGCUCAGUUUUUGGUCGGACUUGCCGACACCAUGCGGCUCCACAUGGAGCGGAAAGAGCACAGUGAGUGCGUGCGCAAAUGGGUAAUGGGCGACAGCUUCAUUGCUAAGCACGCAAACAUUCCAAAGAUGGCAAUUGUUCACAAGGAAUGCAAAGAGCUUGCUAUGCAUCUGUAUGGUGUUUUACGAGAGGAGGUGCUAAGUGUCUCCAUGGAAAAUCCUGACGCCUCAGAGGUAAUCCGUCGGAUCGUGGGAGAGCUACGUCUCUUGCGAGCUACCUCAAUAUUUGGUGAAGAUAAGGAGAUAACGCCUCAUGCAGGUACAGAUGGCGCGUUGGCCCCGUUUGAGGAGGAAAUAUUGAGUGUCUUGAAAAUAAAUGUUAGGGAAGCUUUUGUCGUUGCUGUUCGGAGCUUUAAUGCCACCAUAGAAGCGGCGCUGCUAAUUCCGGGUCUUUCUGAAAUGCACCUUGAAGAGAGAGCAGGUGUCCUCAUGCGCCCACGGUUGCAGGAGGCUUUGGCGCAGUUGAAAAGUUCACUUGCAAUUUUUCACUCCGGCAGCGAGCAGCUGUGUAGUUUGUUCAAUCAAAGGGAUGAAUCUGCUUUCUCCAAGUAUAUUAUCGAAGAGGUGGAGCCGGUCCUGACGGAUACUAUUGUGGCAAUUACAACACCCCUUGGUAACCUGCUUGUUGCCAUUGUGGAUGCUAUCGCAAAAGACGGCAGUAGCCUGUUAGGUUCACCUGCCACGGUGCAGACUGAUCUCUCAACGGUUUUCACCACCCUCGCUAAACAUCUCAUGCACUACUCAACAACAAUGAAGGGACUGGGCGUCACAUACCUCAACAGUGCCAUGAACCAACAUAGUGAAAAGUAUGCCGAGAUGGUCGACAAGUCCGUGUUGGGCGUCUUACUCAAGUUUGUGAACUACUUGGAGACGCAUGUUACGGAGACAAACGAUGCACAAAAGACGAAAUUGGGUGAUGAUAAUGCAAGUGAUCCACAAAAACAACAGGAGGUAUGCUUUAAUAUGUGCCUCUCGCGGUUUGUACUCGCCAACGCAGCUGUGGCGGCGGAUCUGAAAAGCGUUUCAGCCAUUAUUGAAAGUGUUACCUCCAGGCGAUCUGAGUUGAUUGACCUUCAGAAGAAAAACGCUCGCCUCACCCGAGCUCUCUUGCGACGCGGCAUUGUGCUCUCUGGUCAAUUUUUCCUCAACUCUGCGCUGCCUGCCUUUUCCCCAGCAACCGCAGUUGAUCCCUCAGCGAGCACAGCCUCCGAGCAUGGAGGUAUUGCCGUGUGCCUGCGCAACACCGUUGUGAGGUUAGGCGAACUAUACAACUUUUUGAAACAAGGUGUUGUGCCGAGCGUUGACGACGGCAACACCAAAUGUGCCUCCCCACCUGCAGAGAAACAUCGCGGAAACGACAGCGCAAGUGGAAGCACGGCUGGAGGAAGCCAGUUAUUAUAUAGCGCACCCGGUAGUGGACGCAAUGCUGGAGCCACGAGGGCGACACGGUUGGCGGUAUGCUUUACGCGAAAAAAAGAAGAUGCCCUACAAGCCAGUGUCGAGCGGAUUUUCUCAAAGCAGUCACAGAACAAUGCGGUACUUCAGACGAUGCCACUUGAGUUCCGCGCGGCCUCCGUUGUAGCGGCAAUUGCGGUUUAUCUGGUGAAGGGUAUUGUUGAAUAUGUGCGACGGGUGACCUUUACGCGCUGUGGAUUCCAGUGCGUGCAGACAAGCUGCACGUUUUUGCUCCAUGCUUUCACCCCCACGGCACUGACAUCGUCAUCACCUGCUGGGACCAGUCAGAGUUUAAAAGUAACUGUCUCAUUGGAGGAGUGGCUAAGUGAUUGUGGCGAUGAGCGGCUGUUGAAGGGGUUGCCAUUUCUUCUUAAUGAAUGCUGUACCUGCGCAUAUGAGCGUUGUGGAGAGAAAGUACCUCUCACGGCGGUGGUGGUUGAACGGUUAGUGCGGUCUGUCUUGGAAGAGAUGGAGGGCGUGUCGGUAUCUGCCGAAGCCUAA
This is a messenger RNA of Trypanosoma brucei brucei TREU927, 2730 nucleotides long. RefSeq lists its product as hypothetical. The coding region runs from base 1 to 2730 and encodes 909 amino acids. The record is from RefSeq and is a predicted model, not a curated record. Gene Ontology annotation, biological process: Golgi organization; retrograde transport, endosome to Golgi; lysosomal transport. The transcript has a single exon. Lineage: Eukaryota; Euglenozoa; Kinetoplastea; Trypanosomatida; Trypanosomatidae. Gene Ontology annotation, cellular component: GARP complex; EARP complex; membrane.